GUGACAUAUAUUUUAUUUUUUUACUGCGAAAUGGUAUGCAAGAUGGCGCGUGGUGAAUUUUAGCACAUGUCAAAUUUCGUUUUGUAUUGUUUUUCUUCUGAUUUAAAAAAAUGAGAAGAAAAUGUAACAACGUUGUGGACACAUCGUCCGAUUGCAAUCAGAUGACUACAGAAGAUGUUCAGGCAGAUAUAAAACACAGUGAUGACGUUGAAAACAAGAUUCAAAAACAGAUUAUUUUAAACUCCUCCACCACAGUAGCAAGUAUCGAAAUGUAUGUUCGUGAUGUAUUUCCUAAUGACCACGAAAGUGUCGAGCUUAUUCUCCACUAUGAAGGUGGAAAAACUAUUUGCUUAAAUGACUAUAAAAACAGCAGCAUGGGAGAUCUCGGUAUCCAGCUGAACCCCGAACUGAACUACACUAUCACGGUUACGCCGUCAGAAAAACGAAAUAUGUCGCUGUACGUGAACGAUGUUGCCGAAGACGAUUUGUUGCUGGGUGCUUCGGCAAGUCCUACUACGGGUGAAGUUCCGUCAUCUAGUGGAAACGACACUGCCCCAAUUCACGAAGAUUUCCUCGAACAUGGACAUUGUUCGAGGUGCCGCGUCGGACCUACUACUAGUGAUGUAGAACCGUCCAACAAUGUGGAAUCUAUGAGUGUCGUUGAAAGUACGAAUUAUGUUGGACUAGUAAAUCAAGCUAUGACGUGUUAUUUGAAUAGUUUGGUGCAAGCACUUUUUAUGACACCGGAAUUCAGAAACGCCAUCUACAACUGGGAGUUCGAUGGGCAAAAUGAGGCCCGGUCUAUACCCUAUCAGUUGCAGAAAUUAUUCUUGAAUCUACAGACGUCGACACGAUCCGCCGUAGAAACCACAGACUUAACAACCAGUUUUGGUUGGCAAGGUAGUGAGGCAUGGCAUCAGCACGACAUCCAAGAAUUGUGUAGGGUCAUGUUCGACGCUUUGGAACGAAAAUUCAAAGAUACCAAACAAGCUAAUCUAAUCAACGACUUAUACGAAGGAAAAAUGUUAGAUUACGUGAAAUGUUUAGAGUGCGGCACGGAAAAAUCUAGAGAAGACACAUUUCUUGAUAUUCCGCUGCCUGUUAGGCCAUUCGGCAGCAAUGUGGCCUAUAAUAGCGUAGAAGAAGCUUUAAGAGCGUUUGUUCAACCGGAAACGUUGGAAGGAAAUAAUCAAUACCAUUGUGAGAAAUGUAAUAAGAAAUGCGACGCUCAUAAAGGAUUGAAAUUUAUCAAGUUCCCUUAUUUGCUAACUUUGCAUUUGAAGAGGUUCGACUUUGACUAUAAUACUAUGCAUAGGAUCAAGUUGAAUGAUAAAGUUGUCUUUCCUGAAAAACUUAAUUUAAAUUCGUUCGUGCCUAAUAAUAGAAAUGAAAAUGAAAGCAUAGACGAAAGAGACACCAUUGUUAAAUGUGAUGAAUGUAGCACAACAGACUCAGGGUCGGCCUUGGAUGACGAAAGUUGUCAGGGUACAGAUUUGUCUUCCACUGUUAAUGACCACGAUGAAAACUGUGAAGACAGCGAUGAAGGAAUUGAUGUAAGUUCGGGUAACGUACACCAUGAAACUGAAGCCAAAGGUCCCUACAUCUACGAAUUGUUUAGUAUAAUGAUCCACUCUGGAAGUGCAUCUGGGGGACACUACUACGCCUACAUAAAAGAUUUCGACAAGAACCAAUGGCUGUGCUUUAAUGAUCAAAGCGUUAACCGAAUCACCGAAGAUGACAUUAAAAAAACCUACGGUGGCGGUCCUCAAAAGGGUUACUAUUCAGGUGUUUACACUUCCAGUACCAACGCCUACAUGUUAAUGUACCGCCAAAUAGAUAAAGAACGUAAUUGCGCAGCGAUGAAAGUGGAGGAGUUUCCACCGCACAUGCAAAAGUUGCUCCAUCAUAUGCGAAAUAAAGAGAAGACGGACAGGAUAAAUAAAGAGAAACAAAAUAAUUCGUUUAGGUUAACCGUUAAUUGUUACAAUCCUUACACCGACGAACUAAUGGAUGUAAGGAUAAGCCUAUUUCGUGAUUCUACUCUAGAGGAUGCAGCGAUUACUGCGCAUCGUCGAUUUAAGUUAGACGGAAUUGUGGAAGUGGAAGAUUGUCGGAUGGUUAUUUAUAAUAAGAAACAAUCGUGUAUUGACUGUAGUUUUGAAUCUGAUGACCUUAUAUUCUGUGAUAUUGUCGAUAGGUUUAAAGUGUUUUAUUCUGAUUGGUUGUUGGAGAUCAAAGAACCAGGAACUGAAUUUAGAACAUACAAAAAAGGCGGAAUCAACAUGAGAACAUACUAUGUUAAUGUCGAAACUGAAGAUGUUAGAGAACCAGUUUUAGUGCGUGUUGAUGUUGAUGAUACUGUUAGAAUCUUGAAAAACAAAAUUGCUGAUAUGUUAAUUAUGAACACUAAUAAUAUUCAGGUUGCGAUUACGAAGUUUUGUAAUGAUCCUCAAUAUUUGGAUGAUGACAACAUGAUCGUACCGUUUGACAAUGUCUCGUCAGAUUUUAAAUUAUACGUUUCUAGUGUUUUGGACGAAGAUCCAGAUAAGAAGUUUGAUCAUUCGAAAUUUAAGAAAAUUAUAGAGCGAUUUGAGUAUAUUGUUUACUUAGGUGUGCUCCUGCCAGAUACUGAUCCAGCCACAUUGGAUGGUAUGUUCAUACCGAGUCUAGAUUCAGUUCAAAAUAACGAAAAUAAAUUAGAAGCCUCAGUAACAGAUCGUACCAAUUCACCUAGUCUUCGAAUUUCGCCACAACCUGGAGCCAUGAGCUGCGGGGAUACGUUUGGUGAUCAAAGUAAUAGUGAAGAUAGUAGUUUGAGCGAUAGCGAUAGAACGCUCGUAGGAGAUGCUCCAGGAGAUUGCCAGGGUAUAUUUUCAAGUAAUUCGACCUCCCCAGCCGACCAACACAUGAUAUCUCCGAUGGACCCCGCAGAAGACAUGUACAACUAUGAUGUCCUCGGCAAUCCAUCUGAAGAAAUGAGUUGGGACAAUAACGCCACGGGAAUAAUGAAGAACGUAACAUACUUCAAAGUGAUGAGUAUUAAAGAUUGCAAAAGAAGUCCAUCCGAUACGAAUUAUGCUAAGCUGUGUAAAAUUUUCAUCGAUAAUCGUAUGACGCUAGACAUGUUUAAGAAGUAUUUAGAGCCAGUAGUUAGGGUACCAAAAGAAUAUUUCAAGAUUUAUCGACAAUAUCCCAGUCCGGAUGAGGAAUGGUCAACACUGUCUGACACGUUGCGUCUGGCGCGCGACGGUCAAACCUUAACGGUUAAACUCGGUCGAGCUUUGUCCAUUAACGAGUUCAACUGUAAAGUAUACCUUUUGAAGCCAGGAAGUACAGAUACUAAUCACUUUUUAUUUGAACAUAUCUUAACACGAGGACAAUCCGUGGGCCAAGUAAAAAAAGAGAUCUUGUUUAAAGCGAAAAAACUGCAUAUGCUCGACAUACCGUUUAAUAAAUGUCGACUUCGAGAAAAAUGUCUGAAGAAACCAAGAAAAGUAUAUAUCGACGAUCAGUUGUUCUUAGAUGAUAUUUCAGUGCUAAGUAGUUACGAAGUAUAUUUACAAGAAUUAGAUCACGUAGAGAGUGUCACUUCACCAAAUCAGCUGGUAUUGUUCGCUAGACACUGGUGUCCAUCUACUAUGACAUUGCAGCCGUUUCAAGAAGUGGUCUUGGAUACCACUACAAUGUCAGAAUUGAAGAGUAAAGUGUCGGAAAUGUCAAACAUACCUCUGGAAAACGUCCAAGUAGCAUUUGUAAGAAGUAUAUUUCCUUGUGACAUGCAUUUGUUAGAUAUACAUUCAGAGUUAGACUGGGAUCCUAAUGUCACGCAUCUGGAUCAGUGGCCAUUGCAAGUGGAUGACGGGACUGCGUUUUUCUACAGGGACAGUCGAGAAAAACUGAAAGAGUUGACCUAUGAAGAGAAAAAAGAAAUCAGUAUAAAGGAGAAUACACGAUUGGGCCGAGUUCCUUCAAAAAGUUGUGCCACAUGGGAAAAGUCUUUGAGAAUUUACUUAGAUAAUUGGCCUUCUGAAACAGAAGAUAAUUGUAUAGACUGACAUGCCAGUAAACAAUACAAUAAUUCGUUACCUUAUUGCAUCAUAAGCUAAAUCAACUGUUAUGAGACAUUGGUUAAGAUGUAUGGACUGUUCCAAAUACAUAAUAUAUUUUUCGUUCUUUUUUUAGUCGGAAGAUCGCAUUAUUUUGUAUUAUCUUAACUUUAUUGUAUUUGACUUUCUAAUAAUUGUUUGAUGCCAUGCGCUCGUAGAGCUCAGUUUUCAGCAGUUAUUGUUGUUAUGUUGUUUCGUUUAUUUGACAGGUUGUGCAAAACUACGUCGGGUGUAUAUUCGCAAUACUUUUUUACUUAGUAAAAAUGAGUGAGAAUAUUUGGAGUAAUUUUGCACGGUCUGUUUGUUCAUAUUUUGUAAUUAAACUCGACUCAUAUUCAUUAAAUUAUUGCAUUAUUGUAAAAGUACAUGUUUGGUCUUGAGUUUUUUCUAUGUUAAAAUUCUUUCGUUAUUUAAUUACUGGCAUGGUUGAAACCCCAUUUUUACAGUUUCCCAAAAAUGAAUUCCUUAGGCCUAUUUGCGCCAACUUAAAUGUAUAUUUAUUUUGUGGAAUUCAUUUUACUAAUGCUUGUCAUUUUACAGCUACUUUGUAAAAAUAUUUAUUUGUGACUGAUCAAUAAAAAUCUUUACCUAC
This is a messenger RNA of Zophobas morio, 4698 nucleotides long. RefSeq names its product ubiquitin carboxyl-terminal hydrolase 47 (gene Usp47). Lineage: Eukaryota; Metazoa; Arthropoda; Insecta; Coleoptera; Tenebrionidae. The transcript is spliced from 12 exons. Bases 111 to 4055 code for a protein of 1314 amino acids. Gene Ontology annotation, molecular function: cysteine-type deubiquitinase activity. The record is from RefSeq and is a predicted model, not a curated record. Gene Ontology annotation, biological process: protein deubiquitination. Gene Ontology annotation, cellular component: cytosol; nucleus.